AUGGCAUUGCAGGUCGAGCCAUGGCACAUUGUGGCCUUCACCAUUGGAGGCCUGGCUUUUGUGAUGGGCGUGGCUCUGAUUGUGGUGUACUGCUGCUGCAACUCACGCAGACGACGGCAAAAGUCGCCCGGCAGCCCGCCCAGCCACCGCCUCCUGACAAAGGACCACGUGGUCAACGACAUGGCGGAAACCCCAGCCAUGUUCCAGGAAGGCAAGCAGAAGAGCAACCCGCUCUUCUCCCGCCACUCGUCCAUCAUGUCGUCAGACUCCAACGCCUCCAUUGGCGGGCUCUCCCAGUCCAACGCGAGCAUGGAAGCGUCCAGGGACCACGUUACCGACCAGGAGGUGCUGCUGCCCGUGCCCGAGGCGUCUUCCUCGGAGUCCACCAGCGCCACCACGGGCACACAGGACACCGCACACGACGCGGGCGAGGAGCUCGAGGUCACCACGGGGUUUGCUGCCGUCUUAUCCCCAGCAGAGCGGCAGCAGCAACAACAACAGGAACAGCAGGGAGGACGCCAUGCUGGGGCGGCUGAGGCGACAGCCAACUCGUCCGUGCCGACAGCCACUACAGCGACAACGACGGCAGAUGAGGGUGCGUCACGCACAUCCCACUUGUCACAGCCAUCACCAUCACGCCCCCUGCAGUCUCCAGACAGGCCCCAGUCCCCUCCCAUUCACAUCGUCACGUCGCCUGGUGGUGGGCAGCAUCAGCAGCAGCAACAACAGACGAGGGCAACAGAGUCACACGCACACGACAGCAGCAACGGCGCAAGCGGCAGCGAUGGUGCGAGCGACCAGCCACCAGCACAACCUUCCGAGAAUGACCGCGCCGCCAAGCUGCGAGCCAUGCGAGAGGCACGUGCCAGGAGGAAGAAGGACGAGUGGGCAACGCUGGAGGAAUCCCUCGCCAUCAUCGACAGAAUAUACAAGGACGUCAUCGUGUCUGAUGUCUAG
Molecule: messenger RNA, 957 nt
Organism: Salpingoeca rosetta
Lineage: Eukaryota; Choanoflagellata; Craspedida; Salpingoecidae
Exons: 1
Coding region: 1-957 (318 amino acids)
Source: RefSeq, a predicted model, not a curated record